CACAUUAAAUUUAGUCAACCACCAAGUUUGUUUACGUAAGGAUGUUGAGAAAGGGAGUAAGGAAGGGUAGAGAAAAUGAGCGAGAUGCAGCGAUAUUCAAACGUCAAAAACCCUCGCCAUGUUGUGCGGGACAGCGUGUGGUGAAAACGGAAUUUGACAAUGCGUGCACGCACACCAAUGCACGAGCGCCGCAACACAAUACAAACGCAAGUGGGUGAUGACUUUUCGAGGCACUGGUCGUCGUCGUCGUCGUCGUUGUGUGAUUAUCGGGAAGAAAGAAACAAGAAUCCCGUUCGUUCUAUGAAAGGGGGUGUUUCGCGAUUAGGAUCUAGCCAGUGAGAACGAACACACUCACGCAGCGGAAGCAGAACGACUGCAGCGGAAGCUGCGGAACAGGGUAACCGAGGGCACCAGCGCUGAUAAAUAAGAACGGGGCCGUUGUGCUAGUGGGCAAGAUGAGCGAAUUCCUGAAAUCGGCCAUAAACUACUUCAAUGCGACACCUGCGAACGGGCUGGACAACGAUUUCGUCGGCCAGACGGUGGAGGUGGCGAACGUGAAGCUGCGUAUCAAGCGCGUUAUAGCGGAAGGUGGCUUUGCGUACGUGUACGUGGCGCAGGAUGUGCAGUCCAACACGGAGUACGCGCUGAAGCGUCUGCUCGGCACGGACAAGGAGGAGUGCAACAACAUCAUACGCGAGAUCAACUUCCACAAGCAGGUAUCCGGCCACCCGAAUGUGGUAAAGUUUGUUGCGGCCACCUUCAUCGACCGGACGCAAAGCGCGAACUCGCAGCGGCGGGCGGAGUAUCUGCUCGUGUCGGAACUGUGCAAGGGUGGCUCGCUGUACGAUUGUCUCGAGCAGGACCUGGCCCCGGAGACGGUGCUGCGGGUGUUCUAUCAGGCGACCAAAGCCGUCGCCCAUCUGCACAGCCAGCCGAAACCGAUCAACCAUCGGGACAUAAAGAUCGAAAACUUUCUCAUCGGAAGUGAUGGGCUGCUGAAACUGUGCGACUUUGGGUCCGCCUCGACCGACAGCUACGCGCCGGACGUAACGUGGAACGCGCAACAGCGCGACACGCUCGAGGAUGCGCUCACGCGCUGCACGACCCCGAUGUACCGUGCGCCGGAGCAGCUCGACACCUGGGCAAACUAUCCGAUCGGCAUCAAGAUGGACGUGUGGGCGCUCGGCUGCAUUCUGUACUGUCUCUGCUACCGCAAGCACCCGUUCGAGGACUCGGCCAAGCUGCGCAUCAUCAACGCUAACUACACCAUUCCCGCGAACGAUGCGCGGUACGCGUGCUUCAGCGACGUGAUUCGCGGCUGCUUGCAGGUCGAUCCGAACCAGCGCUUCGAUACGGCCACGGUACUGGAGCGGCUGGCGGCCAUUGCCGAGACGAAGGGGUGGCCCCUGAAGGCACCGCUCGGCCUGCUGGGCAAACCGCUCAACUCUCCGCCGACGGGAAUGACGCCGGCACCGAGCCCGAGUCAUAGCCGACCGAACGGUGGGCUGGUACCGGAUCGGCCGGCACCGCCCAGACCCGUGUGCCCGCCCGGCGGCCCGGUGCCGGUGUCGAGCGACGGCAGCCUCCGGAACAAGUACCCCCAGCGGCCACCGGAUCCAGUGCGCAUGGGGCACGCGAACGCGCCACCGCUGCACUCCGUACCGUCGCCCUAUCCCACGCCCCCGGCGCAACAGUUUAGCCAGCCGGCGGCCCCACCGGUGACGGGAGGCGGUGGGCUGUUCUCCUCCAUCAAGGGCGGGGCGGGAAGCUUUCUGAAAAAUCUUAAAGACACCUCCUCGAAGGUGAUGCAAACGGUGCAGCAAAGCAUCGUGCGCACGGAUCUGGACAUGAGCUACAUUACGCAGCGCAUCCUCGUCAUGCCCUGCCCGUCGGAGGGCAUCGAGUCGGCGUACCGCACGAACAACAUCGACGAUGUGAAGCUGUUCUUGGACAGUCGCUACCAGCCGACGAAGCUGAGCGUGUACAAUCUCGUCGGGCGUAACGGCUGCCCCCGACUGCCGCCGCCAGUCCGUACGGUGGAUGCUGGGUUUAUCUACGCGCCUGCUCCACAGCAAGGUGGCAAGGCGCCGGUACUGACCGGGCUAUACUCGCUGGUGGAGGACAUUUACGGGUUCCUGAGCGCGGAUCCGAAAACAGUCGUCAUCGUGCAGAGCCCGGACGGUGGCCGUGCGCUGGCCGCAACGGUGGUGUGCGCACUGCUCGUGUACGCCUCGCUGGUGACGGAGCCGGAGGAUGCAAUGCAAAUGUUUGCCAUCAAGCGAACGCCACCGAAUAUGCGACCGUCGGAGCUGCGCUACCUCUACUAUCUCGGCGACAUCGUGCGCUCGGUGCCGCAUCUGCCGCACUACAAGCCGGUCACGCUGGUGUCGCUUGCCGUCACGCCCGUGCCGCGCAUGACCAAAGCGCGCGAUGGCUGCCGGAUGUACGUCGAGGUGGCCACGGCCGACCGGACCGUCUUCUGCACGCUGCAGGAUUACGAGCGGAUGCGGCUGUACCACACCUCCGAGGGUAAGAUUGCGCUCGCGAUGAACGUGACGGUCUGUGGCGACGUUACGAUCAGCCUUUAUCAUGCACGCAACGCCCUCGGCGGGAUGGGCCGGCCGCAGGGUCUGAAGAUAUGCCAGCUGCAGUUCCACACCGGCUUCAUACCCGAGGAGGAAACGCUGAUCAACUACGAUCGGGCGGAGCUGGACGAGGUGCCGGAUCUGGAGCACGUGCCGCAGAAGUUCAGCGUCGCGCUCAGCGUUUUCGUGGGCGACUCGGAACGGCCGCCGGCUACGCAGCCGCCGUGGCGAACGCCGAAGGCGGCGCGUGAUCCCCGCACGCUGUUCGCGUCCCAGCUGGAGUAUGAGGAGAACGUUGAUAAUUUCGUCACCAAACCGAGCAGCUCAGCGAGGGUAACUGCAGGCGAAUCCACCGCACCACAAAAGCCACCUCCUCCACGACCGGCACCACCAUCGCCGCAACCGAUGCAUCGAGUGCUAGGCGACGACAUACCGCGCAGGGGAUCGUCCGGUACUCCACCCGUGCUGGCAGCGGCCGAGGAACGUGAGGCUGAUCUUUUGAACCUAAACAAAUCUAGUCAAGGACGACCGGCACCGGAAGAGUCGCCAGCCCCGGUUCCGAAGAUUGAAGAAACGUACGAUUUGCUUGGAGGGCUGUCACCCCCGGUCGUGAAAGGUGGAGCAUUCGCUAGCUCCGGUGUCAGAAGUACGCCGACCUCCUCAGCCGUACUGGAUGACAUAUUCGGAACGCUGGAUGAUGCGGGAGCGCCAACCGGCAGUACGCUUCCCACCACCAAGUCCAGCAGUGAUUUAAGCGGGCUGAAUCUAAACUUUGACCACUUCGGUGGAGUAGCCCAACCGGCCAGUGGUGCUGCUCCCUUCACCAAUGGUGCCGGCCAGUCCGAUGCUUCGGCAAGCAAUGCGAACAACAGCUUUGGCUUCGAUGCGUUCGCCGGGGUCGCGCCACAAUCCAUCUACAACAGUGCCGCCCCAGCGGGCGCACCCUCGCAACCCGCCACAGCGGCCACCGCUGCGUCGAAAGAUCCGUUCGCGGAUAUUGGCAACCUGGCGGCCGGUUUGGGCGGCGGCAUUAGCGCUGGUGGGAGCGCUGCCGGUUGGGGUGGCAAACCGGGAACGACGCCGAGCCCACGCUCAACGCAGUUCUCCAGCCCGACGCACCAGUUCAGCGGGGCGAGCACGGCAAACCCCUCGCCGAGGGCACCAUCAACACCCAACCAUCAAAUGCGCAGCCCGAACGAUCCCAGCCAAGCGCAGUCGCGCCCCGACUACAGCCGAUCGCAUUUCGAACCACCGAAGAAUGGAAGCAACGGCAGUGCGAAGGACGCACCAGGGGCAGGUGUUGGCGGUGGUCGAUCGGGUGACAUAUUCGGUGACAUUCUUGGCCAGCAGGGCUAUUCGUUCGGCAGCACCAAAAACCAGGGGCCGCGAACGAUGAACGAUAUGCGCAAGGAGGAGUUGGUGCGGGAGAUGGAUCCCGAGCGGGUGAAGCUGAUGGAAUGGACUGAAGGUAAGAAGAACAACAUCCGCGCGCUACUGUGCACCGUGCAUACCGUGCUGUGGCCCGGCGCUAAGUGGACAAAGUGUGAAAUGCAUCAGCUGGUGUCGGCAGCGGACGUGAAGAAAAUUUACCGCAAGGCGUGUCUCGCUGUACACCCCGACAAGCACACCGGUACGGAGAACGAGAGUAUGGCUAAGAUGAUAUUCAUGGAGCUGAACAACGCGUGGACCGAGUUCGAAAGCGAUGCCACCCAGCAAAAUCUGUUCGCCAAUUAAGAACACUCUGUUGCGUGCGUUAUUACUGCUGCUGAUGCCAACCCAGAUCGGUAGGUGAUGGUUUGUUAGCAUAUUGCAGUUGCUUGUUUUUGUCCCAAAGAAAACCGUACAGAUUCGGCCAAUGCGAGUCGAAGUAAGUUUUCUUUUGCGUGAGGGUUCUCUUUACAACCGCGGCAAGCAUUUUCGAAACAUCACUUUCUUCUCCCGUUUUACGUUAAACAAUUAGGAGAGUUUUAAUGCAUCGAACUAUCAGUGUGUGUGUGUUCCUUUUCCUAGUAGAAAUAGUACACUUCUUCCAACUGUAGAAGGACACGUAAAUAGCAGACAUUUCCGAACAAUGUCACAGCACUAGCUUAAAGAGCCCGGGCCAAGGCGUGGCAAAGAACUGAACUGGCAACGGUUGAUUGAUGCUAAUGUGAUAAUUUGUCCCCUACUUUUGUGUUUUACUUUUAUCGAAAGUGCACUUUAAAACAUCACACCGUUUCAGGGUUUCGCUGAUCGUACUGUUGAGGGCAAACCCGUACAGGUUGUCCGUUCGUUUCGUUAGCGCUGAUAUGGGAAAAUUCUCGAACACAUGCAGCGAACCAGAAAUUAUAUUUUAUUCCAACGUAUUCCGCUUUAACAAUGGAUGCUGAGUAUUGAAAUGUUAAUCUGUUGGAUAAGCAACGGUGUCGGCAAUUUUGAGACUAAUCAUUCAUUGAUUCUGAAAAUUGCCUAUUUUGUUUUGCUGUAUGUCGAUUGAAAUACAACCAAUAAUCUUGCUUUUUCUUUCCCUUAAAGUACCUUCUACAAAAGGUACUGGUUUUAAGAAGAAUAAACUUGAAUGUUCCAUCAACGGCUCAGUAUGUGAAGCUUUAGUGACAGUCGCUUUCAAUGAUAAGAAAAUGAAGAACAGAAACAAAACAAAGUUAGACCAGCAGGACAUCGCAUUAAACGUAUGUUCGGAAUGAUAUAUAUCACAAUAGAUCAAUUAACACUAAUAUACAAACUUUAGGGUGAAAACAUGCUACCAAUUAUGAGACACGAAACGUUACGUAUGGCACGCAAACAAACCUAUAUUUAACCAGCAUAAGAUGAAUGUUAAUCCAUUAGCACUUAACAUAACAACACUUAACAAAAGAAAAAGGUCCAGAAAGCAGAACAGAACUAAGUAAGCGUAUUGUAAUUUAAAACAGGAAAAUUUUAGCAAAACCGCAUACUGCAGCUGCUGCUGCUGCUUGCCCACGUUGUUGAUUGUUCAUUACUGUGUGUAUGUGCGUAAGCCGGUAACUUAUUCCCUCUUAUAUACGGUGGUAGAUAAUGAGAAAUGCAAUGCAAAUUUCAUUCGCUCAGAUAAAUAUGUAUAUUGUGUAGGAUAUGUAAUGAUCGCUCGACAAAAGAAUGUGUUGGGUGGAAUGUGUGAGUGUGUGACGGUCGGCGGCAAUAUGGAGGGGGCGGUUGUAAAAGACACCUUAUGGAGGAUCCACGUGAACCGGUACAGUUGUUGAAUAAUGGAAGUUAUAUAUGCUUUUUACGCCGUAAAGCAGCAGUGGACAGAGUAGAAAGUUAGUUGAUCCGCGGAAAACAGAUGCUAUUACUAGAUUGAUGAUUUCAACUGCAAAUGUUAUCAUAACGCUCUAAAAGUAGGUUACGUUAGGUGUAGCUUUCUUAGUUUCAAAGCUUUUGUUUGUUUUUCACAAGGAUAAUGCAGGCGUGAGAAAAAGAGGAGGGAGAGCAAGCCGAUGAUGUAAGCCGGAAUGUGAAUAUUGUAACAAAUAUUGCUCAGCACGACGAACGAUGAAGCGACAGGGGGUGGAACGAUUUGUGUCGUAAAUCCGUUAUACUCAACAGGAUAAACAAGACUAUGAUCGCUUUAUCGCAACGCGGUGUGUUACGCUUGGCGAGGGGUUGAACGGAACUGUGAUGUUUAGCUUUGGCCGCAAACCCUGCUGCCUACCGGAAUCCCGUGCUGGGCAGAGUAGAGUGUAAGGUGAUCGAAUCCUUACAAACGACAUCGUUUCAACAUGCGUGUGGGAUAGAGAUUAUUGCAAUGAUUAUAUAUGUGCAUUAUUUUGAGUGGUAAAUACCGGAAAAGGGAACAAUCGCAGAAUGUGUGUGUGUGUGUGUGUACAACUAUGCGAUUGCUGUGUGCAACCAGCUGCUGUGAAAGCAUAAGGAUGUGAGACAAUGAAAUCGUAGGGACAGGAAGGGAAAGGUUCGCUGUAGAAAGUUGCAAAGCAAUAACGAAACGCGAAGGUUGAUCAAGGGACAGAAGUCACACGUGACAGAGAAGGGUAAAGCCCUACCUAAAGGGUAAUUAGUGUAGGGUAAUAGAGCAAUCGAAUGUUUUGCUCGUCGAUGGAUAUGUCCCGUUCCCGUGCUAGGUGAUGAAUAAUUUCAGUUUUCUUUGCUAUCCUCACUCGAUAGAAAAUUAUUUAUUUGCUAUUGGCAGGCUUACUUUAGUGUGCAGUAGGAGGACGACGAGGAGGAAGAGGAGUGUGGUACAUUCUAAUGUAAAACCUGUAACGUUCCAUAGAUUAAUGAAUACUGUUUACUCUUGUUUGAUUGUAAUAGAAAGAUGAACGUGGUGGCUGUAUGGGAGAAAGAGUGGAGGAAGAGACAUAUUUCCAGCUAUACAAAUCUACUGUUACACGCAAAGUAGGAUGCGCGAACGCAUGAAAAAUUAUUACACCUUCCACUUGUACUCGUAUACACAAUCUAUCAGAAAAAAACCCUUAUAUAUUACGUAAAUACAUAGCGUUGAAUGAUGAA
Messenger RNA from Anopheles merus, 7070 nucleotides. Its product is annotated as cyclin-G-associated kinase-like. The record is from RefSeq and is a predicted model, not a curated record. Gene Ontology annotation, cellular component: cytoplasm. NCBI's taxonomy places the organism in Eukaryota, Metazoa, Arthropoda, Insecta, Diptera, Culicidae. The transcript has 5 exons. Gene Ontology annotation, biological process: positive regulation of Notch signaling pathway; protein phosphorylation; regulation of clathrin-dependent endocytosis. The coding region runs from base 456 to 4319 and encodes 1287 amino acids. Gene Ontology annotation, molecular function: ATP binding; AP-2 adaptor complex binding; protein serine/threonine kinase activity.